AUAAAAAAUUCCAAGUUACGAAAGAAGGCAUUAGUCUGAAUAAAUGGAUGAAAUACAGUAAAGAAAAAUUUAAGAUAUUUAGUUCACAUUAAAUUAUGGAUAAUCACAAGUGCGUAUCUGAUCUAGUUGAGCAAACGGUUAUCACGGAUGCUUAUAAGAUAUCCAAUAUCUUCAGACAUCUAAAUGAAGACAGCGUUGCUAGAGGAAAGAUCAAUAAAGAGAAAGUGAAACUAAGAUCGGUUCAUUACUCGUAUCGAAAGUUUUGGAUGCUCCGUAUAUCGAUAAUAUUCUUCAAGUUCAUCGGUCUCGCUACGUUCGCUCACCGUAUCGUCACGCAGAGGAAGAGAAGGUUGUGCACAUUUCAAUACUCCGAGAUUGGAAUGGUCUACAACUCGUUGCUCAUCAGUUUGAUAAUCGCUUCGAACUUUCUGUCGAUACCGUACACGAUGAAUAUGGAAUACGAAAACAGAUCAAAUCUGACCGUGGGCAUCGAAAUUCUACAAAACAUACUCGGUAGCGUAGUGAUAUGCGCGAUUUUGCUCAACUACUGCAUCGAUCAGAAGUCUUUGGUGCGGAUCGCGAACCGAUUAAUGGAUAUCGAGCACGAGAUUGACUGUUUGUACCGUUUGUACUCCCCGUUGCGACGACAGCGUGUCUUCUUCACUCUGUUUAUCGUAUGUUUUCUGAAGAGUUUUCUACUGAUCGCUCUUCUCAUCACCGAGUUCUUGGCCUUUCACUCGAGUCCAGUCUCCUGGCUGACGGAUAUACUGCCAACGUUUCACGUGGGCUGGCUGAUGGUGCAGUACUUCCUGCUGGUCACGGUCAUCCAGGCAGAUUUCGCGGAUGUGAAUCGAGCGAUACAAAGUCUUUCCGGCACGCCGGAUCUUUAUUCGCAAUCAGUUUAUCGAACGCGUCGCGUCGUCGUCAGCAAUUCUACCGUUUAUCAGCUACUGAAGCUGCGAGAUGCGCACUCUCAUUUAUGCGAGAUCUCCGAGAACAUUUCAGAAUUCUUCUCAAUGCCAAUACUGUUCGGCAUUACUUUCUUCUUUCUAACGCUCAUAUAUAACGGUUACUAUCUUCUCUCACCGCUAUUGAUGUCUGACGAAGUUUUAGAGUACAAAAUUUUUAGUAACACCGUCUUCUGGUUAAUAUUUCUUAUUUAUCCCGUUUGUCUUCUUACCAAUAGAAUCACCAAGAUCUCGAACGAGAUUGGGAAAACAGGAAAUGUAGUGCAUGACCUUUUAAGUUGCGCGGUCGGCAAGAAAGCAGAGGCGGAGCUCAAGCAAUUUUCGCUUCAACUGCUACAUCGCAACAUACGAUUCACAGUUAACGGAUACUUCUCGCUCGAUAAUAGUUUUCUUCAUUCGGUGAGAAUAUUUCGGAACAACAUUAGGAGCAACGCUUCCUCUUCUAAUGCAAAUUUCAUUAUUUUCUUUAUUUUUUAUCCUUCUGAUUAUCAGCUGAUCGGUACAGUGGCAACGUAUCUGGUGAUACUUGUGCAAUUUCAAAUGGGAAGCAAGGGUUCGUUUUCAAAGCCGCACUGUAACUGUACGCGUGAAGAUUUGUCGAACAAGGAAUAACAACAAGAUGAAGAUGAAAUUAUAAUUUUAAAUAAUAAUAUCAACUGCAACUUUGUAAUUUUCUAAUAUUUCUAUAACACACAAUGUACAUACAAUUAGUUUUGAUU
Pseudomyrmex gracilis is the source of this 1687-nucleotide messenger RNA. RefSeq names its product putative gustatory receptor 28b. Gene Ontology annotation, biological process: sensory perception of taste. Lineage: Eukaryota; Metazoa; Arthropoda; Insecta; Hymenoptera; Formicidae. Gene Ontology annotation, cellular component: dendrite; axon; neuronal cell body. The transcript has 3 exons. Bases 96 to 1580 code for a protein of 494 amino acids. The record is from RefSeq and is a predicted model, not a curated record.